This is a messenger RNA of Siniperca chuatsi (mandarin fish), 2537 nucleotides long. Its product is annotated as profilin-2-like. The coding region runs from base 237 to 656 and encodes 139 amino acids. The transcript is spliced from 3 exons. Gene Ontology annotation, molecular function: actin binding. Gene Ontology annotation, cellular component: cytoplasm. Lineage: Eukaryota; Metazoa; Chordata; Actinopteri; Centrarchiformes; Sinipercidae. The record is from RefSeq and is a predicted model, not a curated record. Gene Ontology annotation, biological process: regulation of actin filament polymerization; positive regulation of actin filament bundle assembly; actin cytoskeleton organization.
AGAACGACCCAGGCGGAGUGAUUUAGUGAGGACUACACCCAAGCGCCUGUCCGAUUGCAGCGGCUUCUCUUCGUUGCCUAGACCAGAAGAAAGCCGGGACGUGACGGAUCCGGGGGGGUUCUGCUUGCUGGAGGCCCGUUAAACCACUGAUAAAUACAGCUUCUUCGUCGCUCAAGAGGCGUUUGUGACCUAACUUGACCCUACGUAUUUUUCAUCUUAGAACUAAUUUCACAAACAUGUCCUGGCAAAGCUACGUGGACAACCUGAUGGCUGAUGGCAGCUGCCAGGACGCGGCCAUUGUUGGGUACACGGACGCCAAAUACGUCUGGGCAUCGUUUGUCGGCGGUACCUUUGCCAACAUAACGCCUGAAGAAAUCGACGUGUUAAUAGGAAAGGACAGGGAGGGAUUCUUCACCAGUGGGAUGACCUUAGGCAAUAAAAAGUGCUCCGUAAUCAGAGACAGCCUCCAAAUUGACAGCGACUGGACAAUGGACAUCCGAACAAAGAGUCAAGGAGGAGAGCCAACAUACAACGUUUCUGUAGGCAGAGCCGGCAAAGCAUUGGUUUUUGUCAUGGGGAAGGAAGGUGUCCAUGGAGGACAGCUCAACAAGAAAGCAUUUCAGAUGGCUGAGUACCUGAGGAAGUCCGGAUACUAAAGCAGCCUGUACCCACUCCACCUAGCAGCUCACCCUUAAACCCUGUUGCAUUUCACACUACUUCAGUCCUAGUUGGUAGUUACUUUGUUUUUCUUUUUCUGCCUUCUCUCCUCCCCAUUUAAUCCCAUUUUGUCAUCGUCCCCUAACCUGUCCUCUUCACCAACACAUUUGCGCUGUGUACUCUAAGCCCCCCCCCCCCGCUAUAAGUUGAUCCAUAGCAAAGAUGAGCAUGUUCCUAACAGGAUGUCAUGACAAAUCUGUACUUAAUCAAGACCAGCAAAACAUUCUGGCCAAACACUCAGACAACGAAAGCUAUAGCGUCAAUUUGAAGUAGAUAUUUCUUUCUUUUCUCUCUGUCAUGGUGCCCAUUACUUAAUCUCACCCUAACCUGAUCAUACACACACCCUCCCUGAACAACAGAUGUCUUUUGGAGCACUUGAGCGGUAACCAAGCUCGUCAUGUCUUCCUCUUUUAUUUCCCCAUCAUGUCCAGGAGGGCAGACUGUGUGCAUAUCUUGGUCCACUGCCGUUUCCCUCACACCCGCCACUAUCCCCAAAUUUUUCAGUUCCUCCCCUCUCCCGGUUUCCCCAUCCUGUUUGCUCAAAGCAGGCGACACUACAAACCUCACAGGAGACUCAUCUUCAUCAAACACUACACACCACCCAACCAGUCCCAAAAUGCCUCUCCUUUCAGAUUCACUGCUCUGUCCUGAAUACAUUUUUAUAAAGGAAGGGGGGGAGAAGAUACGAGUGUGUAUGGGGGAUGCUCAGAUGACGAUCAUGAGACCGAUUUGCGAGCAGUGGUGUCGAGAUACUGGUAGCCUCUCCUCCCGUCAUCACAACCUCCCUGACUGCACGGAAACCCAUGGACAUUCCACAGUAACAAUGGCUCAGGCACUUAAUACUGUUUUUGUUUGCCAGCUCCUGUAAUAUAUUCUUUUUUUUUCUUUUUUUGAAAGGCUGCCAUUUUUGGACAGUAGAUAUCCCAGCAUAUAACCAUCUGGAGUAUGUCCAGUUUGAAUUUUUUUCUUUUUAUAGGACCAAGUGUAGUCGAAGCUCGGGUGUUUAUACAAUUGCUCUAAAUCAUGUGAAGGAUGACCGCUAACUCUUUUCUGAUGAAGGAAACACUAACCAGACAGUAAUACUUACCGUGGUUUAAAAAAAAAAAAAUGAAGCUACAGGGGAGGAAGGGUGGGAGUAUCUGAAGAAUAUUCUCAUUUCAUUGUUUUUUUUUUUUUCCGUUUUGUUUUUCUUUACUGUUUAGAAAACAAACGACUGCAUUUGUACAAACCCAUGCUGUGUUGACAACUACAAAACUGUGGAAUAAAUUGCCUUCUACUUUAUAGUCAGCUGAGCUCUGGGGUAUCACACGGUCUGUCCAUGCUCAGUACUGCUAACUGUAACGUCCAACUGAAAAAAAUAAACACUUCAAAAGUAGAAAUGACACUCAAUGGGAGAUGGAAUUUGUUUGAACAAAGACGCUUAUGGUUGUCUUGUCAAAACUGCAGAACCUGUGUAUCCUGUGCCAUAAUAUAGAGAUCUGUUGCUGUUGUAAGAUGGAUUUUACCCACUGUCCACUAAGUCAUUUCAUUGACACUUUUUUUUAUUUUUUUUAUUUUAUUUUUUUUGCUUCAGCUCCACUGUUUAGGCCUUGUGGGAUAUGUGUACUCAUAAAAAAAAAAACAACAAAAAAAACAACUACCUGUUUCAAGUCCUGUUUGCUGAUUUAUGUUCAUUUCCUUUUCCUCACCACUUUUUUUUUUCUUACAUCUGGGAUAGUCUCUUUAAUGCAUCUGAUUUCAUAUGCAUAAAACCAAGAAAUGCCAUGAAUUGAUUUAUCACCUUGUUUACAGACAGAUCAAAUAAAUUUAUUCCAACCAGA